Molecule: messenger RNA, 372 nt
Organism: Macroventuria anomochaeta
Lineage: Eukaryota; Fungi; Ascomycota; Dothideomycetes; Pleosporales; Didymellaceae
Exons: 1
Source: RefSeq, a predicted model, not a curated record
GACACACUUUGUAUAGAUCAGCCGAACGUCUUGGAGCGCAAUCAACAAGUUGCCCUGAUGGGUCGGGUAUAUCCAAGAGCUUCGGAGGUGCUGAUAUGGCUUGGACCGGCAUCUCGGAACCUUACUCGCGCGAUGACCUUUCUGAAAGAUACUGAUUUCGUUCCAUACCGUUGGCCAGAGAACUGUCCAUCGACCAUCCUCAAAGACAUUCCUUUUGAAGGCAUGAAGGAGCUUACCAAACAUCCUUACUGGACACGAGCAGUCACAUUUUAUGAUAUAUCGGUGCUUUGCAAAAUGUACGAAGCCCCUUGGCUUUUAGCUCAAUAUCAUCAAACACACGUCAUAGGUGAGCAAGAGCUUCCGAGUGGCUAG